Cyprinodon tularosa is the source of this 6135-nucleotide messenger RNA. RefSeq names its product myosin IIIA (gene myo3a). Gene Ontology annotation, molecular function: protein binding; ATP binding; cytoskeletal motor activity. Gene Ontology annotation, cellular component: myosin complex. The coding region runs from base 150 to 5738 and encodes 1862 amino acids. The record is from RefSeq and is a predicted model, not a curated record. The transcript has 38 exons. Lineage: Eukaryota; Metazoa; Chordata; Actinopteri; Cyprinodontiformes; Cyprinodontidae. Gene Ontology annotation, biological process: protein phosphorylation.
AUUGCUGGUGAGAUUAGCUCCCAUGUUAGCUCCUCCUCUGCAGUUUCCUCUCAGGGCCGGGCCAGACCGGGUCUGCUUCAAUGCUAGCCUUUCACUCAGAAAUGGAUUAAUUGUCUUCUCAAAAUGUCCCGUUUCUUAACUUGGGAAAAAUGAGAUCUCUCCUGAAGAUGUUUCCACAAUCAGGAAAAUCAAUUGUCUUUGACAAUUUUCCGGAUCCCACUGACACUUGGGAAAUCAUUGAGACAAUCGGAAAAGGAACCUAUGGGAAAGUCUACAAGGUACUGAACAAAAAGGAUGGAAGUAAAGCAGCCGUGAAGAUACUGGAUCCCAUUCAUGAUAUAGAUGAGGAGAUUGAGGCAGAAUACAACAUCCUCAAAGCUCUCUCCGACCAUGCAAAUGUUGUCAAGUUUUAUGGGAUGUUCUACAAGAAGGAUCUGAAAUGUGGGGAUCAGUUGUGGCUUGUACUGGAGCUCUGCAAUGGUGGCUCUGUGACAGACCUGGCCAAAGGCAUGCUAAAAAGAGGAGAGAGAAUGGAAGAAGCCAUUAUUGCCUUUAUUCUGCAUGAAGCUCUGAUGGGGUUGCAGCAUCUGCAUAUCAACAAAACCAUCCACAGGGAUGUCAAAGGCAAUAACAUCCUGCUGACAACGCAUGGAGGGAUCAAACUCGUGGACUUUGGUGUUUCAGCCCAGCUGACAAAUACCCGUCUGAGGAGAAACACCUCAGUAGGAACUCCCUUCUGGAUGGCUCCCGAGGUCAUAGCUUGUGAGCAGCAGCUGGACUCAACUUACGACGCUCGGUGUGAUGUCUGGUCCUUGGGCAUCACCGCUAUAGAGUUGGGAGAUGGAGACCCCCCUCUUUCUGACCUCCACCCAAUGAGAGCCCUUUUUAAAAUCCCUAGAAACCCCCCGCCUACUCUCCACCAGCCGGAGCUCUGGUCAGAUGACUUUAAUGACUUUAUCUGCAAAUGUCUGAUAAAGGACUUUGAGCUGAGACCAAAUGUGUUAGACCUGCUCCAGCAUGUGUUCAUCAAACAGACUGUCGGCAGAGAGAAAAUCCUGCAGAAACAACUGAUUGAACUCAUAGAUCUCAAUCAGCAAAUUGGAUUAAUUGAAAAAACAAGCCAUCAUGGAAAGACAGACAGACGUACAGACAGUAAUGACAGGCAUGAACGUAUCCACACAAAAAAAGGAAGCCAUAUGAAGACGCAAGCUGACACAGACGAGGUGGACGACCUCGCCACCCUUGAAGUCCUAGAUGAGAACACAGUCACUGAGCAGCUCCAGAGUCGCUAUGCCAGAGAUCAGAUUUACACCUAUGUUGGAGACAUACUGAUUGCAGUCAACCCCUUCCAUAAAAUGGAAAUUUAUUCUCCUCAGUACACUAAGAUGUACAUUGGGGCUAAGCGCACGGCCAACGCUCCACACAUCUUUGCAGUGGCCGACGUUGCCUACCAGUCAAUGGUGUCAUACAACACCGAUCAGUGUAUUGUGAUCAGUGGGGAAAGUGGAGCAGGAAAGACGGAGAGCGCUCAUCUGCUGGUGCAGCAGCUUACAGUCCUCGGAAAGGCCAACAAUCGAACGCUCCAAGAGAAAAUCCUGCUGGUCAACAGUCUGGUGGAGGCUUUCGGAAACGCUUGCACCGUUAUUAACGACAACUCCAGCCGCUUUGGGAAGUACUUGGAGAUGAAGUUUACCAAUGGUGGAACAGUGGUCGGCGCGCAGAUCUCAGAGUACCUGCUGGAGAAAUCCAGAGUCAUCCACCAAGCAAUGGGUGAGAAGAACUUCCAUAUUUUCUACUAUAUUUAUGCUGGUCUGGCUGACAGGAAGAAGCUUGCCCACUAUAAACUGUCUGACAGCAAGACUCCUAAGUAUCUUUAUACUGAACACAUGAAGUUAGGCCCUGACAUUGUGAGCAAUGCCUUCUACAAGGAGCAGUUUGAUGCAGUGGAGCAGUGUUUCAAAGUCAUAGGAUUCACCCUGGAGGAGCUGGGCAGCGUUUACAGCAUUCUGGCUGCCAUCCUUAACUCAGGAGACAUUGAGUUUUCUGCUGUCGCCUCAGAACACCAAACUGACAAGAGCAACAUCACCAACAUUUCUGUCCUAGAGAACGUGGCAUCCCUACUACGUAUCCGAUCAGACGAGCUCCAGGAAGCCCUGACAUCCCACUGUGUUGUGGCCCGGGGCGAGACCAUCGUCAGGCCCAACACGGUGGAGAAAGCCAUGGAGGUGAGGGACGCUAUGGGGAAGGCUCUAUACGCCAGGCUCUUCAGCUGGAUCGUGAACCGGAUCAACACACUGUUGCGGCCUGACAGUCAACCAGGGGAGGAUGAUAAGGGCCUGAACAUUGGCAUUCUGGAUAUCUUCGGCUUUGAAAACUUCAAGAAGAACUCAUUUGAGCAGCUCUGCAUCAACCUCGCCAAUGAGCAGAUCCAGUUUUACUUCAACCAGCACAUCUUUGCUUGGGAGCAGGAUGAGUACCUGAAUGAAGAGGUUGAUGCUCGGAUGAUUGAGUAUGAAGACAACCGGCCUCUCCUGGACCUGUUCCUGCAGAAGCCGAUGGGGCUGCUGUCCCUGCUGGAUGAGGAGAGCCGCUUCCCACAGGCCACCGACCAAACACUCGUAGAGAAAUUUGAAGAUAAUCUGAAAACAAAAAGCUUCUGGAGACCUAAAAGGGUUGAUCUUGGCUUUGGUAUUCAUCACUAUGCGGGGAAGGUCAUUUACAACGCAUCUGGCUUCUUGGCCAAGAACAGAGAGACGCUCCCAGCUGAUAUCAUCCUUCUCCUGAGGUCAUCAGAAAACGAGUUGAUCCGUAAACUGGUCACUCAUCCUCUCACCAUAACGGGUAACCUUGCCCACACUAAGGGUAAAGGCACAAACACAAUGCAAGGCCCGCGGACACCUACACGGACCAUCACCUUGGCCAAGAUGGGGAUGCUUACAUUAUACAGCUCUUUUUCUAUUAGUGAGCCUUCUUGGAUAUUAAAGCACACUCCAGAAAAACAUUGCUUGCUCGAUGUGCCUCUUCAAGACACAGUGCAAGUUCAAAAGAAAUCAGAGCCUUCUGAUGCCACCUACCACCCAAGAGAAACAACCAACAUGAAGACACAAACUGUGGCAUCGUACUUCAGAUACUCUCUGAUGGACCUCCUAUCCAAGAUGGUGGCGGGGCAGCCUCACUUUGUCCGCUGCCUCAAACCCAACAAUGAUCGCCAGGCAAACAAGUUCGACCGCGAGAAGGUUCUGGUCCAGCUGCGAUACACUGGCGUCCUGGAAACUGCCAAAAUCAGACGACAGGGCUACUCUCACCGCAUCUUGUUUGCUAAUUUCAUUAAGAGGUACUACAUCUUGGCCUUUAAUGCUCACGAGGAGCCGGCUGCGACUCCAGAGACGUGCGCUGCAAUACUGGAGAAGGCUAAACUGGAGAAUUGGGCAAUGGGGAAAACUAAGGUGUUCUUGAAAUACUACCACGUCGAACAUCUGAAUCUGAUGGUGCAGCAGGCAACACAAAGGAUCAUCCUUCUUCAAGCUUCUGUCCGAGGCUGGCUGGGAGCCAAACGCUACCAGAGGCUGCUCAAAGAGCGAGAACAUAGUGCUCUAGUGCUUCAGUCAGCUUACAGAGGUCAAAAAGUCCGGAAGAAGGUAGCGGACGAUAAAAGCAAAGCAAAGUUUGAAGCCUUUAUAAUCCAAUUUCAGGCUGUUUGCAAGGGAUUUCUUGCAAGAAAGUCAUACAAGGAGUUGGUAGAUGAGAAGAACAAGGCAGCAACCAAGAUCCAGGCUCGCUACAGAGGGCACAAGGAGCGGAAAAGCUUCCAACGAAAACGGGAAGCCAAAGAGAAGGAGCGAGCAGAGAAGGCUCUUAAAGAAGAGCAGGGACAGGUGCCAGAUCUCACAAAAGGCAGUGCUGAUGAAACAGGCUCUAAUAAGGACAACAAUGAGGAGGAAGAAGCAAAAGCAGCAGUGGUUCUUCAGAGUAACUACCGAGGCUACAAAGAGAGAAAAAAGUUCAAAGAGAGGAAAAAGACACUGGCUGGCAACGAGUUGGAGAUACCAAAUGAGGCUGUGGAUCUGCAACAGGAACCUGAGGCAACCACUGCCAAAGGCAAAGAGGAGAACACAGCUAAUAAUCAGGGGGAGAGCAAUGAAGAAGAGGAUGAGAGCACCUAUGAGGCGGAGGAAAAUGAUGAUAGUGAUAACACUCAGGUACCAGAAGAUGAGGAGAACACAGAAGUUAUAGAUGAAGCUGUAAUUCAGGACGCAGACAUUGGAAAUGUAGAUGGACAGGAAAAGGCUCCAGGAGAUGAAGCUGUCAAUCUAGAGGAGGAAACCAAAGCAGCCACUGUUAUCCAAAGUAAUUUUAGAGGCCAUAAAGAGAGGAAGAGAUUACAGCAAGAAGGGAAGGUCCCAGCUAAGAAACAGAUAGGAAGCAGCCAGAAAGAGGAGCAGGCAGAACCAACGGAGGCUCUACCUGGAGCAGAUGUUUCUUCCACUGAUGCCAAGCUUGAUGACCCAGAGGAGACUAAGGCAGCUGUAGUGAUUCAAAGUAACUUCCGUGGUCAUAAGGAGAGAAAACGACUCGAGGAGGAAGGAAAGAUUCCCAAGAAAAACAAGAAGGAAUCAAAAAAGGAGGAGAAUGGUGCAAAGAUAGAGGAAUCCCUUCCUGACAACCAAGAGGGCAUUUUACCUGCAAGUCCAGAGGGACCAGAUGAGGAAAAAGCAGCAACUGUCCUUCAGAGUAAUUUCAGAGGUCAUCGGGACCGUAAGAAGCUGAAAGCUGAAAAAGAAGCACAGCAGAAAGUCAGCGAAGGAAGUGCCAGUCCUGACAAUACGGCGCAGGAUGCCAAAGAAAGGGAUGAGGCACUGGAUGUUACAGAUGUGGUUAUUGAACGCAAAGAGGAGGGAGACCUUGAAAAAGAAAGACAGGAGGAAGAGCAUGCUGCUGUGAAGAUCCAGAGUAACUUCAGAGGGUACAAGGACAGGAAGAACCUUAAGGCCAACAAGGAGGCAGCCAGGAGUGAAGCCGAGCAGCUAGAGAGCUUCUCCAAAGAGAUUGAAAAGACUUCCCAGGACUUUUCAACCCUGCAGCAAAAGCUGAGCGAGAUCAUCCAGGUGCAUCAAUCAAAUUCGGAAAACAAUGUAUUGUUUCUUAGAGGAAAAGCAAUCAAUGGCUACACCCCGCAGAUCCAGUCAGCUGAUAAGAGAUUUUCAAGAACCCCCCGCAGAACGCAACAACCAAAGACCCUGAACACACCGGAGGACUCCACUUAUUACACGCUCAUUCAUAGAUCUGUCCAGGAUGAUAAACGCAAGCCAAGAAAAGAAGAUCCUGGAAAGCUGCUUGAUGUGGAUGACCAAUAUUACCACACCCUGUCCACCAGCAGGUCCGAACCCUGCAUGGCCACCGAGAGCACAGCUGUCAGGGGGAAACCGGAGAGGAGACAAUCUGUAGAGAGGAGACAGUCAAUGGAGAGAAGACAGUCCAUGGACAGGAGACGAUCGACCCUUAGGAGUCAUCAUGGGGACAGGCGGACGUCCACAGAGCAAAGAUCUUCAGGUUCUACUCGACAGAUGAGAGAGAGGGCUGUCAGUGAACCCGAGCCUCCAAGACUCACAAAGCAAGACAACAGGCGUUCCAUGCUCAGAAUGUCCUCCACAGAAAGCCGAAGUGGAGAUAAUCCGUAUGAUUUCAGGCACCUGCUGAGGAAGACGUCGCAGAGACGAAGGCUCAUUAAAAAGUACUGAACGGAGAAAAUCCGAUACAGUCUUUGCAGUGCAUUCCUGCAGAGAUAUUAAACAUGUUAACGGUAUAUCUCUGUAAUGCUUCCUGCAGAGAGAAUGUUUCAGUGGUUUUUGAAAUGCUCUUGUUCAGCAAUGAAUUGUAAAUAACAAACUUGCAUGUAAUAAAACUACUGUAAAUUAAGAUUUAUUUAUAUUGUCUGUAAUGUAGUCAUUGAUUUAGAAUUUGUAUUGUCUCUUUAAACAUGGAAAGAUAUGAAGCUGUUGUCCAUUUUCCUAAACUUCGCAUUUUGAUUAAUUUUCAAAGAUACUCUUUUGGAAAAUAAACGUCAGAUUGGUCAUGUUAAAGAAAAAGUGUAAUCCUAUUGUAAUGUCCUAUUUUAAACAAAGUAUUUUAAAAUCC